Molecule: messenger RNA, 2475 nt
Organism: Sphenostylis stenocarpa
Lineage: Eukaryota; Viridiplantae; Streptophyta; Magnoliopsida; Fabales; Fabaceae
Source: the annotation of a GenBank genome assembly
AUGCCUUGCUUAAGCUGUCUAAUUCAAGUUCCGUUGGCAAUUCAUGUUGAUGGCCACCGAAGUUCAGAACUCCGCAAAGCCAUCUCAACGCUUGACCUGACGCCACACCGAGACGAGGGUCGUACCCGUCACAAACUUAUCAACUCCUCCCUUCUCCUCAAAGCCUGCAUCAGGUCUGGUAACUUGGACCUCGGCAAACUCCUUCACCACAAGUUGAUUCACUCUGGACUCCCCCUCGACUCUGUACUUCUCAACUCACUCAUUAGCCUCUACUCUAAAUGCGGGGACUGGCAAAACGCGCUUUCAAUAUUCCGUGGCAUGGGCGACAUGAGAGACUUGGUCUCCUGGAGUGCUCUCAUCUCCUGUUUCGCGAAUAACACCAUGGACUCCCAAGCGCUUCUUACCUUUCUACGCAUGCUCCAAUCCGGGAUUUAUCCCAAUGAAUAUUGCUUUACGGCCUCAAUUCGAUCUUCUUCUAAUGCUCAAUAUUUUUCUAUUGGCCGCGUAAUCUUUGGCUUUGUCUUGAAAACCGGAUACUUUGAUUCCCAUGUCUGUGUUGGGUGUGCGUUAAUAGAUAUGUUUGUUAAAGGCAGUGGUGAUAUCCAAUCAGCACGCCUAGUGUUUGACAAAAUGCGGGACAAAAAUCUAGUUACUUGGACUUUGAUGAUUACUAGAUUUGCCCAACUGGGUUUACUGAACCAAGCUGUUGAUUUAUUCUGCAGUAUGUUAGUUAGUGACCAUACACCUGAUAGGUUUACUCUAACUAGUCUCUUAUCGGCCAGCGUGGAGAUAGGAUUCUUCUCACUUGGGAAGCAAUUGCAUUCUUGGGUUAUCAGGUCUGGACUGGCUUCAGACGUCUGCGUGGGUUGUACUCUGGUGGACAUGUAUGCAAAAUGUGCAGCAGAUGAUGGAUCAGUAGAAAAUUCUAGGAAGGUAUUUAAUAGCAUGCCACGCCAUAAUGUUAUGUCUUGGACUGCUCUCAUCUCUGGAUAUGUACACGGCAGACAAGAGCAAGAAGCCAUGAAACUGUUUUGCAACAUGCUUCAUGAUCAUGUUGCACCAAAUUGCUUCACAUUCUCCAGCGUCCUCAAGGCUUGUGCAAAUCUUCCUGAUUUUAGCUUUGGGAAACAACUUCAUGCCCAGACAAUUAAACAAGACCUUUCCGCAAUUAAUUGUGUGGGGAAUUCUCUUAUUAACAUGUAUGCAAGGGCUGGAAAAGCGGAUUGUGCUCGAAAAACUUUCAAUAUCUUAUUUGAGAAGAAUCUGAGUUCGUACAAUGCAGCUAUUGAUGCAAAUGCAAAUUCUGAAGAAUCUUUUAACCAUGACAUUGGGCACACUGGUAUUGGACCUAGUUCUUUUACAUAUGCGUGCCUCUUAAGCGGCGCAGCUUGUAUAGGUACAAUUGCUAAGGGUGAACAAAUUCAUGCCCUCGUAGUGAAGUCAGGGUUCGGAACCGAUUUAUGUAUUAAUAAUGCUUUAAUCUCUAUGUAUUCCAAGUGCGGAAACAAAGAAGCUGCUUUGCAAGUCUUUAAUGACAUGGCUUAUCGCAAUGUCAUAACUUGGACCUCUAUCAUAAGCGCUUUGGCAAAACAUGGAUUUGCUACAAAAGCUUUAGAAUUGUUCUAUGAAAUGCUUGAAAUAGGAGUAAAGCCUAAUGAUGUCACUUAUAUUGCGGUUUUAUCAGCCUGUAGUCACGUUGGUUUGAUUGAUGAGGCAUGGAAACAUUUCAAUUCCAUGCAUUAUAAGUAUGGUAUCUGUCCAAGAAUGGAACAUUAUGCAUGUAUGGUUGAUUUGCUUGGCCGAUCUGGAUUGCUUUUAGAAGCCAUUAAAUUUAUUUACUCAAUGCCUUUUGAUGCUGAUGCAUUGGUAUGGCGUACAUUUCUUGGUUCCUGUCGGGUUCAUCGUAACACCAAGCUUGGGGAACAUGCUGCAAAAUUGAUUCUUGAGCGGGAACCUCAGGAUCCAGCUACCUAUAUAUUAUUGUCAAACUUGUAUGCGUCAGAAGGGAGGUGGGAUGAUGUGGCAGCCAUAAGAAAAAGCAUGAAACAGAAAAAAUUGAUAAAAGAAACAGGUUAUAGCUGGAUUGAAGUCGAUAACCAGGUGCACAAAUUCCAUGUAGGGGAUACUUCACACCCCCAGGCUAAAAAGAUAUAUGAUGAACUUGAUGAAUUGGCUUUAAAAAUAAAGAACUUGGGUUAUAUCCCAAAUACAGAUUUUGUUCUUCAUGAUGUGGAGGACGAACAGAAGGGUCACUAUCUGUUUCAACACAGUGAAAAAAUUGCAGUAGCAUUUGGUAUUGUAAGUAUCCCGAAACCAAAACCUAUUAGAGUAUUUAAAAAUCUUCGGGUUUGUGGAGACUGCCAUACAGCAAUGAAGUAUAUAUCAAUAGUCACUGGAAGAGAGAUAGUGGUCAGAGAUGCAUACCGGUUUCAUCAUAUCAAGAAUGGGAAAUGCUCUUGCAAUGAUUAUUGGUAA